Molecule: messenger RNA, 663 nt
Organism: Mucor velutinosus
Lineage: Eukaryota; Fungi; Mucoromycota; Mucoromycetes; Mucorales; Mucoraceae
Exons: 6
Coding region: 1-663 (220 amino acids)
Molecular function (GO): 4-hydroxy-4-methyl-2-oxoglutarate aldolase activity; oxaloacetate decarboxylase activity
Source: RefSeq, a predicted model, not a curated record
AUGCCCCUCAGUCGUUUGAAGAAGUUUUCUACCUGUGAAAUUGCAGAUGCUCUUAUCAAGCUCGGUAAAGGACCUUGGGCAGGUUAUAUCCCAGGCAUCGAGCUUUGGUCACCAACUUAUUGUGAAGGACAUACACGCAUUGUGGGACCAGCUUUUACUGUCAAGAUGGUAGAUAAGUCAGACACCACCUCGCCCGUACCCACAGAGCAUUUCGCAGAUGCAGCUCAUGAAGGAUCGGUUAUUGUUAUUUCAGCCCCACCAGGCGUUAAAAAUGCUGUUUGGGGUGGCCUCAUGUCAGCUAGAGCACAAUCUAAAGGAUGUCAGGGAGUGGUGAUCGAUGGUAAUGUGCGUGAUCUCAAUGAGCAUCGUCAAAUGAAGUUUCCCGUCUUUGCAAGGUCGCACUCCAUUCUGCCACAAAAUGCCUUUGUACGACCUUCUGAAGUCCAGGUUCCUAUCACACUUUCAAGAGAAUCCCCCGUGGUUGUGCAGCCAGGUGACAUCAUUGUAGCUGAUUUAGAUGGCAUUGUAGUUAUUCCACAAGACUUGGUGGAGCAAGUGAUUACGAGCUGCGAGAAAUAUGUAGCCAUUGAUGAUCAAUGCAUGGAAGCGUUGAAGGAAGGUCAUGGUGUCAAGGAAACAUUUGCCAAAUACCGAGGUACCUAG